CUUCCAUCAGGCAGCCCCGGUGUCGGCCUUGGAGCUGGCAGGGCCCCGUUCUUCUGCUUGGGCCGUCGCUCUUCCCCGGAACCGGUCCCCGCUUGUUUCCCGCCUCGUGCUCGCGGCGGAGCCCAAGGACAGUUUGGGAUCCGAGAGCAUGCUCCGCUCCGAGGCGCGCGUGCCCGGGCCUGUGACGCGACCGAGUCACUCCCCGUGCCGGCAGGGGAAUGGCUGGGCCCGUGGCCUGGGUGACGUGAAGCCAGCGCCCAGGCUCCAAGACCCAUGAACAAUGUUGUUUGCCGGUUAUGGAGAGAAUGUGCCCGUAGAUUACUGAGAACACAGCAGAGCAUAGCAUGGGUCUCUGCACUUGAGCCUGGUCCAUCUGAUAGUCAUUCACUGGUCCGUGCAUUAGCUGAAGAACUUGAGAAUGUGCAUGUGCUACCACAAACAGUGCUCUACAUAGCAGAUGCAGAGACUUUCAGUGGAUAUGAAGAGUGUCACGGACAAAAGAGAGCAAGGAAAAGAAAUAGUAAAGAAACAGCAAUUGCACUAGAAAAGCUGUUGCCAAAACGGUGCCAAGUUCUGGGACUGGUAACUCCUGGAAUUGUAGUUACUCCAAUGGGCUCAAGCAGCAAUCGACCUCAAGAAAUCGAAGAUGGUGAAGCUGGCUUUGUUUUAUUGUUCCCUAAAAUUGAUGGUGUGAAAAUCCAUACCUUCCACUUUUUUAAAGACUUGAAGAAUAGAGUUUUUGAUGAAAGCAAAUUCACUGAAGCAGGUCUUAAAAAUAAUCCAGAGCUCCGUGUGGUUCUUCUAUUUGUCUACAAUUCCUGGAAGCCAGGAGCUAACCGGUUUCUUCAUCAGAUAAUCAAUCCUUUAAAUGAAAAAAGUAUCAUCUUGGCUGGGGGGCAUGUGGAGAGCUUGACGUCACUGAGCUCUGAGAAUAACACUGAGGCUGGCGAUUCCUGUGGUGUGGUUGGAUUGGCUUUCAGUGGACCCCAGCUACAGAGUGCUACAGUUUUGUUAGACCAGGAUGUAAUUGAUGAACGGACUGUAGAAGCAGCAAUGCAGCGUCUCAAAGCAGCAAACAUUCCUGAGCACAAUACCAUUGGGUUCAUGUUUGCAUGUGUUGGCAGGGGAUACCAGUAUUAUAAAACCAAAAGGAAUCUUGAAGCAGAUGCAUUUAGGAAGUUUUUCCCUAAUGUUCCCCUAUUUGGCUUUUUUGGACAUGGAGAAAUAGGAUGUGAUCGAAUAGUCGCUGGGAAUUUCAUACUGAGAGAAUGCAAUGACAUAAAGGAUGAUCUGCUCCAUGGUUAUACUACAGUUAUGACUCUUAUUCAUCUUGGUUCAACUAAAGCAAACCAAGUUUAAACAUGUUUUUUAAAUACACCAGCUGAGCUACUUGUUUGGUUCCAGUGCAGAAAACUGAAAAAUCUGGAAUGAUGUACAUACAUACUAUAAAAGCACCUUCCAAAAUCUAAAGUAAUCAUUUUUGUAAUGUUAUAAAUCAUGUAGUCAAGACAGCAUUUAAUGCAGUAGUAGGUAUGGGGAAGCUUUGCAUUUUGUGUAAUACUGUGCAAAAGUCAGAACUGCAGGUAAAUGUACAUGUGUUCAGAUUUUAGAGUAGAAGGAAGCUUCUUUCUCCUAAGGCUAGAAGAGUGUGCACAAAUGGCAGUGUAGUCCAGCAUCAACACUCAACCGUAUAGAGAAAUGAACCAUCCGUAUUUUGAUGUGAUCUCUUAUACAUAAAGAAGUCUUAAAAAGCUACUGAUGUGUAUGUGUCUGGUUCCACCUUUACCUGAGUCUUCUCUCUACAGAGAUAUGUACAUUCCAUCCAGAUUCAGAACUGGGCCCUACCUACAAGCAAUAAUACCUCUUUAUUAGGUCGAAUGAUUGAGAAUAUCUGGGCAAUAAUCAUGAAGUGUUCAUUAAAUAAUAUACAAAAUAUAUGUAAAAGGUACAGUGUCUUCUGUAUUUAGAGGAAAAAAGACAAUUUAAAGGGACACUCAGGCUACAAACUGACUCACUUCAAGAACACCUUGUUAAAACAAUUUUAAGUAUCUGACAUACUCUGUACUGUGUCUGCUGUUUUACUUUUGCAUUUCUCAGCUUGGACAAUGAAAAUGGACAAUCACCUUUCUCUUGGGAUUCUCCGGUAUAAGCACAAUGAUGCAUUGUGGAGGUUGCAGAUGCUGCAAAGGGUUUUAAAAUGUCCUGUAGAAGCUUAAAAAUAAAAAUGGAAACGUU
Molecule: messenger RNA, 2235 nt
Organism: Caretta caretta (loggerhead turtle)
Lineage: Eukaryota; Metazoa; Chordata; Testudines; Cheloniidae
Source: RefSeq, a predicted model, not a curated record